UCUGAUUCGGCUAUUGUAUAAUUCGCGAAUUGCGAUUCGAAAUCGGAAAAAUUCGAUAAACAGUGUUGAUUCGUAAAAACGUAAUAUACUCAAAGACAGGAGACAUAAAUAAAUUCUAGCUUUUAUAGCGUUAUAAAGUUAUAACGUAAGCUGCAAUUUUCUUUCGAGUUUGGGAAUUAGAAGGUUAUUCUGAUCAGAAUGUCUUUCGAACAUGAAGGCAGCAUGGAUAAAGAACUGACAAAUGUUAUGUUAAAUGAACAAGAUAAUUUAGAAAUGUAUAUUUUGCAAACUGUGAUGGAUAGAGAGACGACGAUGGCUGUAGAUACUUUGUGUCUGCAGAUGCAGGAUAAUUUGAGUGAUGAAGACGAAUCGGAUGAUUCAAUAAGUCAAUGCAGUCAAGUUUCUAAACAAAGCAUGGGUAAAACUCAACCAAGAAAAAUAAUCAAUAAAGGAAGAUGGUCAAAAGAGGAGGAUGAAAAGUUGAAGCAUUUAGUAGAAAUACAUGGAUCCUCAGAUUGGAUAACGAUAUCUGGUUAUUUUGCGGAUAGAACCGAAGUGCAGUGUCAACAGAGAUGGCAAAAAGUCGUCAAUCCCGAUUUGGUCAAAGGACCAUGGACUAAAGAGGAAGAUGAAAUGGUUAUGGAUUUAGUAAAAAAAUAUGGUCCAAAAAAAUGGACUCUAAUAGCUAAGCAUUUAAAAGGAAGAAUAGGAAAACAGUGCCGGGAAAGAUGGCAUAAUCAUCUAAAUCCUUCAAUCAAAAAAACUGCUUGGACACAAGAAGAGGAGUCUAUAAUCUGUCAAGCUCAUAAACAAUGGGGAAAUCAGUGGGCUAAAAUUUCUAAAUUAUUGCAAGGCAGAACAGAUAAUGCAAUUAAAAAUCACUGGAAUUCAACUUUAAAAAAGAGGUUAGAAAAUGAAGUGGAGGAGUAUACAAAAAGAAGAAAAAGUUCUCAGUGCCCAACUAUUAUUACUUCUGAAAGUAAUAAAAUGGAUUUCUUAAAACAGGAUGAGCAAUUAAAACAAGAAACACAAUCAAUAAAGUCAGACUGUAGAUAUAAAAACAAUGACCUUUAUCAUUUGACAUCACCUUCAAUUUCAACAUCUGUAGAUUAUUGGCAACAAAAUUCAUUUGUAGAAAAUCAUCAUGGUGCCUUAAAUGUUGAGACUGAUUCUGUUGAUCUGAAUUUUAUGCUUUCACCAUUCAAAGAUGUAAAAUCUGAAGAUGAUAUUGCUAGGUCUAAUUUGGAAACCCUUGCUUUUGUUAGUAGCUUAAAUAAUUUUUCUUCUAAUCCUGUAACUCCUGUUAAUGAAACAAAAUUCACAAGCAUUCAGAAAAAGCAAGCAAUUGAAUAUGAUGUAAUUCAUCAUAAUCAGAAUUUAUAUAAAAUUGAAGAUUCAAUAUCAUCUCAUUCUUCAUGUUUGUUACCUAAACAAAGAACUCCUUCAAUUCUUCGACGCAGUAAGAAGAAAAAGACUCUAGAAAGUUUAGAAACAAGUUCUAAUUUUAACGAAGCUGAACGUCUUCAAUUUGCUGAUAGUUCUAGAGCAUCAUUGAAUUUUAAUCAAAUAAUUGAAAAUAAAUCAACAGAAAAUAAAACAGAUGAAAUACAUAUGAUUCCAUUUAAUUAUCGAGCAAUGCCAAAUAAUACAGCUGUUUCUAAAGAAACUGAACUUCCUCAUUUUCAGUCAUUUCUUGUUUCAACAUCUCAAUUUGUUACAGAAUCUGGUCAAAUGAUAGUUUCUAAUAGUAGUUUACCUAUCACUAAUACAACUGCAGUUUUCACAAAUUUAAUUUCAACUCCUUCGUUGUCAAGUGAUCUACCUCGUCCUCCUCCUCUACCAUUUAUUUCACCAUCUGAAAAGGAGACACCCUUUAAAGAUAUGCCUUUUUCACCUUCUCAGUUUUUAAACAGUCCUUUAAUGACAUGUGCUACAUCUACUCCCAUCUCACCUUCAACUAAAUCUGGUCCUUUACAUGAUUUUAAUCCUGUAACUUCAGAUUCAUUAGGAAGCAUGUUUCUAACGCCUAAGUACAGGAAGUAUGUUUUUGAAGGUGUCCCUCGAACACCAACACCAUUCAAAGAUGCAUUAGCUGAAAUGGAAUUAAAAGUUGGACCAUUGAAACAUGUGCCUCAGACACCUACAACUCAUUUUGAUGAUAUCGAUGAAAUUAUCGAACAAGACAGCAAUCAAAGUAUAGAAAAAAAUUCAUAUAAUCCUGAUAUUUUAUCUGUCAAUUAUUCUACUGAUUACUGCAAUGUAUCCAGUAUUGAGAAUGGAUUUAUAUCAACAGAUAAACGCAGAUCAAAUAAAGAGAAUGUUUCUCCGGUAAAACGGGUUCGCAAAUCCCUUCAUCAGACAUGGUCUGUUUCUGGAGAGAUGACAUACUCUGGUUAUACCAGUUCCUGUAUUCCAGAACCAAUUGUAAAUACAGAAUCAUCAGUGAGUUCUGAAUUCCAUUGUUUAUAUGCUUACCCUGUACAAUGUACAGAAGGAUACUAAUUGAUUGUUUUAAAAUGUAGGCAUAUUUAUGUAUUUAAGACUAGUCAGCAGUCCCAUUCGAAAUGUGUGGCAGUUAAAGAAAAUUUUAUAAGAGUUUAUCAUAUUGUAUAAAUUAAAUAUAUAUUG
Messenger RNA from Centruroides sculpturatus (bark scorpion), 2628 nucleotides. Its product is annotated as transcriptional activator Myb-like. Gene Ontology annotation, cellular component: nucleus. Bases 199 to 2502 code for a protein of 767 amino acids. Gene Ontology annotation, biological process: regulation of DNA-templated transcription. The transcript is spliced from 15 exons. Gene Ontology annotation, molecular function: RNA polymerase II cis-regulatory region sequence-specific DNA binding; DNA-binding transcription factor activity, RNA polymerase II-specific. The record is from RefSeq and is a predicted model, not a curated record. Lineage: Eukaryota; Metazoa; Arthropoda; Arachnida; Scorpiones; Buthidae.